Homalodisca vitripennis (glassy-winged sharpshooter) is the source of this 2522-nucleotide messenger RNA. RefSeq names its product aldehyde dehydrogenase, dimeric NADP-preferring (gene Aldh-III). The transcript is spliced from 12 exons. Gene Ontology annotation, molecular function: aldehyde dehydrogenase (NAD+) activity. The record is from RefSeq and is a predicted model, not a curated record. Gene Ontology annotation, biological process: aldehyde metabolic process. Gene Ontology annotation, cellular component: cytoplasm. NCBI's taxonomy places the organism in Eukaryota, Metazoa, Arthropoda, Insecta, Hemiptera, Cicadellidae. The coding region runs from base 123 to 1760 and encodes 545 amino acids.
CGCGCUGCACAUCAGCAAGAGCCGGACUGCCGAAGUACGCACCAGCUAAUAUCGAUAUAGUCGCAGUAGCUUACACAGCCGGCACGGACUCGGUCUAGUUCCAGUUCCAGUGACCGAGGGAGAUGUCGAAGGUCGAGCCUCUGCCCCUGCCCGGCGUCCCUGUCACUCUCGCAGUGGCUGCACACACCGUAGUUGAUAUAGAGCCCACUGAUAAGGACAUUGAUAAUACGUACAAGCUCAUAGGUCCUCCAUCUACAGAAAUGGUUAAGUACGCAGAAGUGAUUGAUCGGGCCAGAAAUGCUUUUAACAGUGGCAAAACAAAACCAUAUGCAUUUCGUAAAAAACAACUGGAACAAAUGAUGAAAAUGUAUGAAGACAAUGGACCUGAAAUUGUUGCAGCAUUAUCUGCUGACCUGCACAAGAGCAAGAUGGAGUCUUACAUAAUGGAAAUUGAUUUGUUGAAGAAUGAUUUGAGGAACACGCUCAUAAACUUGAAGGACUGGAUGUCACCUGAAUCUCCCUCCAAGUCAUUUGCCAACCUGUUUGAUGGGCUGAAGAUUCUGAAGGAGCCAUAUGGAGUCGUGCUUGUGUUAGGAGCCUGGAACUAUCCAGUCCAGCUGACUCUGCUGCCAGUAGCUGGAGCUAUAGCUGCUGGUAAUUGUGUAGUCAUCAAGCCUUCAGAGGUUGCACCUGCAUCUGCAAAACUUAUGGCUGAUCUCAUCCCUAAGUAUCUUGAUUCAGAGUGCUACCAUGUAGUCUUGGGUGGUGUAGCUGAGGCCACUGAACUACUCAAGCACAAGUUUGACUACAUUUUCUACACUGGCUCAACUACAGUAGGCAAGAUCGUGAGGGCUGCAGCCAACGAGCAUCUGACACCUGUCACUCUAGAGUUGGGUGGCAAGAGCCCAGUAUACAUAGAUGGAACGGCCAACAUGAAGAUAGCUGCCAAACGUAUCUUGUGGGGCAAAUGUGUGAAUGCUGGCCAAACCUGUAUUGCUCCUGACUACAUCCUGUGCUCCCAGCAGGUCCAGAAACAGUUUCUGAAGGAGGCAGAGAGUAUCCUAAAGGAGUGGUAUGGGGAUAAGCCACAGGAUUCUCCGGACUUCUGCCGCAUCGUGUCUGAUAGGCACUUCAAGAGGCUGUCAGACAUAAUGGACAACAGUGGAAAGAUUGCGCUUGGUGGAGAACGCAAUGCCUCAGACCGUUUCAUCGCACCCACAAUACUAACUGACGUCAAGAGUACAGAUCUUGCCAUGCAAGAUGAGAUCUUUGGACCGAUACUCCCCAUUGUUAAUGUAGAUAACGCUUACGAGGCUAUUAGCUUCAUCAACAGCAGAAGUAGACCACUGACCAUGUACCUGUUUACGUCGGACAAACGAGUGCAGGAUGUGAUGGUGGAGCAAACACUCAGUGGUUCUGUCAGCAUCAAUGAAGUCGUCAUGCACUACGCUGUUGAAAGUCUGCCAUUCGGAGGGGUGGGCCACAGUGGGAUGGGCUGCUACCAUGGCAAGUACAGCUUCGACACAUUCACCCACCAGCGCAGUGCUCUCAUCAAAAACUUCAAUCCACUCCUGGAGUCUCUUGCCUCGAGCCGAUAUCCACCCUAUUCGGACCAGAAGAUCAGCUUCAUACAGAUGAUGAUGAAGAGGAGAAGAGGUAUCAGUGUUCCGUAUGGUCCUCAGCUGCUGUCCUUCCUCUUAGGUGUUGCUGCCACAUGGGCCUUCCUCCACAUCAGGAUGAAUGGUGCAGGUGAGGAGUGAUGAUCUGAACACCAUUCAUCAUCUCUCCAGGCUUGGACCAAAGUUACCGUCAGUGCCUUAUGACUCUUGUGUUGUAAAUUCACAUUCCUUUAGUCAUAACUGUCACAUUCCGAUACUUUCAUUAUGUGAACGUUCCUCAGAACGUUCUUUGUUGUAAAUAAAUUAACAUAAUUACUUAAUGUUAUGUUUUGUAUUCACUUAGUAAAUGUCAAAACGUAUCAAUUUUUAUUGGAUGAACAAAUUUAUAACACCGUUGUAAGCAUUAUAUGUAGAUUUUUAAGGUUUCUCAAUCCAUCAAGAUUAGGUCUUUUUGUUUUAAUUGACAUAAAUGUACUUCUAAAUUCAAAUCAAAUAUAUAUGAUCUAGGGAUUUCCUCAAGCUUUUGUUACAUAAUAUUAAGUACUUUUACUUUAUAUGACUUGAAUUUUAAUAAUAAUAAGGAUAUAUGUUAAAAAAAUCUUCAGUAACAGGUUUAUAAUCUAGCUGUGAUUUUUUAGGUAGCAAUAAAUUAAUGGCACGGACCUUAAUAUCCGAUGCGAUCAGUCUCGAAAGGUAUAAUGCCAAUGCUCACUGCAAUAAAGUGGUCUGAUAAUUGUUAUUCUGUUAAUGUUAUUGUAUUGUUAAAUAUUUUGUUAUUCAAUUUUUAUUUAGAAUUUUAGUAUAGUGAAACAGUAAUUGUUUAGUUGUAAAAACUAAAAAGUCUCAUUUAUACUUCUAUGUGAAUUAGUGUUAUUGUCUGCUAUAAAAUAAUUUGUAUUAGUA